AUGAAGAGUUUUCUAGGCUGUAUAGCGAUCUUGGAGAAAAAUAAAACUUAUGUUGCAAUGCUCUUCAUUCAGUUUAUAUAUGCAGGAUUGGCUUUGUUGUCUAAGGCAGCAAUUUCCAAGGGAAUGAACCCUUAUGUGUUUGUUGUUUAUCGACAAGCUUUUGCAUCACUUGCCUUAUCUCCAUUUGCUUUCUUUGACAGUAAGCAUGCUGCUCCAUUGUCAUGCAACUUAUUGUGCAAAUUGUUUCUAGUUUCCCUAGUUGGGUUAACAGCAAGUUCAAACCUUUACUAUGUUGCAAUCAACUAUACCUCUGCAACAUUUGCUGCAGCCUCCACAAAUACAGUCCCUGCUAUUACUUUUAUCAUGGCUGUUUUAAUUAGGGUGGAAAGCAUUUCCAUAAAAAAUCUGCAUGGGGUUGCCAAGAUUUUGGGUUCUGUUCUAAGCCUUUCUGGGGCAAUAACAUUUGCUUUAGUCAAAGGACCUCCUUUAGAUUUCAUAAGGUGGAAUCCAGAAGACCAAAAGCAUGUUUCUCACCCAUUAACAACAGUUCACUCCAAAGGGAAUAGUAUUAGAGGCUCUCUUAUGAUGCUCUCAGCAAACACUACUUGGUCCUUAUGGCUUAUUUUGCAGGGAUUUAUUGUAAAGCAAUACCCAGCAAAAUUUCGUCUCACUGCUCUACAAUGCUUCUUUAGCUUCAUACAGUCAGCUAUUUUGGCUGUUGCAAUGGAGAGCAAUCCUUCAGCAUGGAGGCUUGGAUGGGAUAUUCAUCUUCUUUCAGUGGCAUACUGUGGUGUAAUUGUAACAGGCAUUUGUUAUUGGCUGCAAGUCUGCACUAUUGAGACGAAAGGCCCAGUUUUCACAGCAAUGUUCACCCCUCUAGCUCUUAUAAUCACAGCAAUAUUCUCAGCCCUAUUGUGGAAAGAAUCUAUUUACUUGGGAAGUAUUGGUGGCACUGUUUUGUUGGUGGUUGGACUCUACAGCGUCUUGUGGGGAAAGAACAAGGAAAGUGUAAAUAGGGAAAACUAUGAAGCUGAACAUGCAAAAGAGGAAACCAGAUUGGAGUGCAUUAUACAGCACUGACUGAUUAGACAAAACGAAGCAAAAG
Molecule: messenger RNA, 1105 nt
Organism: Gastrolobium bilobum
Lineage: Eukaryota; Viridiplantae; Streptophyta; Magnoliopsida; Fabales; Fabaceae
Product: WAT1-related protein At1g43650
Exons: 7
Coding region: 1-1080 (359 amino acids)
Cellular component (GO): plasma membrane
Molecular function (GO): transmembrane transporter activity
Source: RefSeq, a predicted model, not a curated record